This is a messenger RNA of Selaginella moellendorffii, 1629 nucleotides long. RefSeq names its product putative pentatricopeptide repeat-containing protein At3g23330. NCBI's taxonomy places the organism in Eukaryota, Viridiplantae, Streptophyta, Lycopodiopsida, Selaginellales, Selaginellaceae. The record is from RefSeq and is a predicted model, not a curated record. The transcript has 5 exons. Gene Ontology annotation, molecular function: RNA binding; protein binding. The coding region runs from base 392 to 1552 and encodes 386 amino acids. Gene Ontology annotation, biological process: RNA modification.
AUUUUCUUCCCGGAUCGAUCGUUUGGGCGCUUUGGGCGAUCGGGGCUGACCUUCUCUCGACCAGAGCUUCUAGGCAGCAACGAUUGAUGCUAUAACCAAAAGGGCUAGAUUUCUCGCAGCUCAGCUCCGCGGCCAACACACUCUCAUCAAACAUGUAACAGAGCGAUUUUUUCACGACCAAAGAGCACCCGGAGAAGAAAGAAGUAAAUCACUACAUGAGCAACACAAACUCAGGAGAGCAAUCGAUUUCCAAGACGAGAGGGUCCAACUCCUCGCAGCGCUCAAGGAAUGUAGUGUCUCGAGAGACUUGUGCCAUGGGAAGCAACUCCACAGCUACGCGGUGGCGAGCAAGCUCGACUCAAACAUCCGUGUGGCCACCACCUUGAUCGACAUGUACGCAAAGUGCAAGAGCAUGGACGAGGCUCGCAAAGUCUUCGAUGCCAUCGCUCGUCCCGACGUGGUUUCUUACACUGCUCUCAUCUCCGGCUACGCAGACAGCGACCAGGAGGAGGCAGCAUUGGAGCUCUUCACUCGAAUGGUUUCCAAGCCAGGCUCCUGCGAACCAAAUCACUUAACUUUCGUGGCUGCUCUCAAGGCCUGCUCGAAUCUAGCAACCAGAAACGGUGACAAGAUGGGAUCACUAGAAAAAGGGGUGGUUUUGCACGCUCGAGCGGCUGCUACAAGGAACUUGAGACACAUUUACGUUGGAAACUCUCUUGUGGACAUGUACUCCAAGUGUGGCAGCAUGGUGGAUGCUCGGAUGGUUUUUGACAGGAUGGAAGAACACGACGUUGUGUCGUGGACUUCGCUGCUGCUCGGCUACGCAGAGAACUCCGACAACAGGCUUGCGGUGGAGCUGUUUGGAUGCAUGAAGGCUCGAGUGCACUGUCCGUCACCAAAUGCCAGAGCUUGCGUUCCUGCGCUCGUCGCGUGUGGAAAUUUAGCAGACUUGGAAGCUGGGAAGAUCAUCCAUGCUGGGAUUUGUAGGAGUGGAUUGGAAGACGACGAGUUUGUGGCAGCUUCCCUGGUUGGUUUCUACGGCAAGUGUGGAGACAUGACCGACGCUCACCUAAACUUCGAUGGUUUGCUCGAGAAGCCCGACUUAGCUACCUGGAGCUCGCUGAUCACAGGCUACAGUCGGCAGGGAAGCAGCGAUCGAGUUUUGGAUCUGUUUGGACAGAUGAAAGACACUGGCGUGAAGGCUGAUGGUGUGAUCUUUCUCGCGAUUCUCACGGCUUGCACUCACGCCGGUCUGGUCGAGACAGGAAAGAGCUACUUCCGAGCGAUGGUGGCCGAGUUUGGGAUCACUCCGGGGAUCCAACACUACUGCUGCAUGGUGGAUUUGCUGGGACGUUCCAAUCGGCUGGAAGAAGCUUGGAGCUUGGCCAAGACGAUGCCUGUGGAGGCGGACGCUGCGGUGUGGAGGGCGCUACUCAGCGCUUGUCAAAAGUGGAGGAACGCCACCAUCGGGCGACCAGCGUUUGAGUCAUUGGCGGAAUCAAAGUCAGAGUACGUGCUCAUGGCAAAUAUCUAUGCCAUGCAAGAAAUGUAGAAGAAGGGUUCCAUUUUGAUCUACUUUUUACAUUGAUCGAAAUAAUUUCUCUAUACAAAGCCAAAACCUUCGCAGCC